Molecule: messenger RNA, 3387 nt
Organism: Pelobates fuscus (common spadefoot toad)
Lineage: Eukaryota; Metazoa; Chordata; Amphibia; Anura; Pelobatidae
Gene: KCNC4
Product: potassium voltage-gated channel subfamily C member 4
Exons: 3
Coding region: 1361-3154 (597 amino acids)
Biological process (GO): potassium ion transmembrane transport; protein homooligomerization
Cellular component (GO): postsynaptic membrane; axon terminus; neuronal cell body membrane
Molecular function (GO): protein binding; delayed rectifier potassium channel activity
Source: RefSeq, a predicted model, not a curated record
CUGAGCAUCGCAAGGACAAACACUGUGUGUGAGAGAGUGUGUGUGUGUCUGAGAAUGACGCUUCUCCAUCAGCUCCCAGCUCAGAUUACCUUGAAUUGUUGACAUUGACACUCAGUCAGGACAACCCAGGAACCAAGGAGAUAGCAGAGCCUGUAUGUCUACCUAGGAAACCAGAGAGACCCACGAAUCAGCAUCCAAGCUCUGUUGCUGGGUUAUUGGAGGAAAAUAUCUGCAGAUGUCCUAGUCUGAUUUUGGAGGGGUUAAUGUGAUCUGGCUUCCUGAUUUCACGAAAACACCUGAUGCAAAUCCACCAAGACAGAAACAAAUAGAAGGAUUCUAGAGCACUCCAGACACUCAGAAUGUCAGACAAUCCAAAUACCAGGAUUCUAGAACGCCAGAUUCUACAAACAGCAGCAUUCUAGAAUGCUAAAUAACAAAGAUUUUAAACACCGGGCUCUCCAAAUAACAAGAUUCUAGAACGCUAGGCUCUCUAAUUAACGUGAUUCUAGAGUAAAAACUCCAAUAUUGUCUCUGGUUUUGAGCAAAAUAAGUUUUCACUCUAGAUUUCGGUUUUGGUGCUCGUAACUAAGAACCAUUUGUUGAUUCUGCAUUAGUGACCAGAUAGUAAGGGAGACUCGUUUUUUCGAACAGCAGAUGGUUUCAUUUUUUUUAAAUUUUUGUUUAUUUUGGUUGUUGUUGCAAUUAGAUGUUCAUUGUGAAUAGAAUGGCUAUUUAAGCAGGUAAAGCCACAGUUCAGUACCUGAAAAGGAAUGAUUCAAUCUAGAUCAGUGUCUGCAACCAGAAAGCACUUUGUUUAGGAGUUACUGCGGUGCAUGAGAAAGGUUACACAGCUGAAAAAUAGGAUUCAGGUACCAGGAAAAGCAGUGACCUAGAGGGAAUUUGUAUAGUGCCUGUAAAACAUCACAUUCGGCACCUGCCAAGCAUCCUAAUUACUCUCCAUCCAGAAACCAAGAAAACAUCCUACCGUAUGAAUACCUGGGAAGGAUUGCACCCCACCCACUAAAAACAUUCUGAAAGGAAGCCAAACUAAGUCCUCCCUGAACAAGUACAAGCCCUUUCUCAGCCCAUAGAAAGGAAUGUGAGUUGUUCUCCAGAGGGGAUGUUUAUUUUCCUCUGUGUCCCCUGAUUGCCGACUGAAUUCUCCAAUUGCCUGAGACAAUUCUCCUCCAUCAUUCCAGGCACUCCCCUUCUAAGCGCUGAGCUCUCUGCAUCUCUCUCCUCCUCUCCUCCUUCUGUCACCUGUUGGAAGGUCGCCGUGGGGUCCUUGUUGUCUCCCACCCCAGACAGUCUCUCUGGAGGACCCUGAGACUGUCCAGAGGGGUCUCACCCGGAGAGAUCUAUGAUUAGUUCGGUGUGUGUAUCCUCCUACCGUGGGCGCAAGUCUGGGAACAAACCCCCCUCCAAAACAUGUCUGAAAGAAGAGAUGUCCAGAGGGGAAGACUCCGGCAAGAUCACCAUAAACGUUGGGGGCACGAGGCAUGAGACCUACAAAAGCACCUUGAGGACCUUGCCUGGCACCCGCCUGGCAUGGCUGGCAGACCCGGAGACAUCCAGCACAUCAGAGACAGACACUCAACCCAACGAGUUCUUCUUUGACAGGCACCCGGGGAUCUUCUCCUACGUCCUCAACUACUACCGGACUGGGAAGCUGCACUGUCCGGCCGAUAUUUGUGGACCUCUCUUCGAGGAGGAACUGGCUUUUUGGGGGAUAGAUGAGACGGACGUGGAGCCCUGUUGCUGGAUGACCUACCGCCAGCACCGAGACGCCGAGGAGGCUUUGGACAUCUUCGAGAACGUGGAACCGGAGGAUGGAGAUGGGGAGAAAGAUUCCACCCCUGAGCUGCUCUGCAUGGAGGACAGGCCGGACAGAUCCAAGAGCUGCUGGAAGCGGUGUCAGCCUCGCAUGUGGGCACUUUUUGAAGACCCGUACUCAUCCAGAGCUGCCCGGAUGGUGGCCUUUGCAUCCUUAUUUUUCAUUCUUGUUUCGAUUACAACUUUCUGCUUGGAGACUCAUGAAGCAUUUAUUGUGGCAAGAAAUGUGACAGAAGUGGUAACAGAAGGUAACAUUACAGAGAUUGUAGUAGUAACAGAGGUUGAAACAGAACCUGUUCUCAACUAUAUUGAGGGUGUUUGUGUGUUUUGGUUCACCUUGGAGUUCCUUGUCAGGAUCAUCUGCAGCCCAGAUAAAAUUGUCUUUGUGAAGAACAUGUUGAAUAUAAUAGACUUUGUAGCCAUACUCCCAUUUUACCUGGAGAUGGCCCUUAGUGGGUUGUCCUCAAAAGCAGCAAGGGAUGCCUUGGGCUUCCUACGGGUUGUACGCUUUGUUCGGAUUUUACGUAUCUUCAAACUGACUAGGCAUUUUGUGGGUCUGCGGGUUUUGGGACACACUCUUCGGGCCAGCACUAAUGAGUUCCUCCUUCUCAUCAUUUUUUUGGCUUUGGGUGUCCUCAUAUUUGCCACCAUGAUUUACUAUGCAGAAAGAUUAGGUGUAGAAACUACAGACCCCAGUCUGAUGAAGAAAAUACAUUUCAAGAACAUUCCAAUAGGGUUCUGGUGGGCAGUGGUUACAAUGACCACAUUGGGUUAUGGAGAUAUGUAUCCACAGACAUGGUCUGGUAUGUUGGUGGGUGCCCUUUGUGCUCUAGCUGGGGUUCUCACUAUUGCCAUGCCUGUUCCAGUAAUUGUGAAUAAUUUUGGGAUGUAUUACUCACUGGCUAUGGCUAAACAAAAGCUCCCAAAGAAGAAAAAGAAACAUGUCCCAAGACCAACUCAGUUAGACUCUCCAACUACUCUUAGGUCGGAGGACAACUCACAUCAUAACAGCACCCAAAGUGACACCUACCCCCUGGCUGCAGAGGAAUUAACAGAGAAGAAGAGAUCAGAUUCCAAACAGAAUGGUGAUGCCAACGCAGUUAUGUCGGAUGAAGAUCAUGGAGACCCACCACAGUUCCUUCCACUCGAAGAAAAGCAAAUAAUGAGAUGUGCAAGUGCCAAAGACAAAACAAAGUCAGCAGCCUCCUGCUUUCUACUAAGUUCUGGAGAGUUUACGUGUGCUGCAGAUGGUGGAAUACGAAAAGGUAUGAGAGAUAUGGACAUAGAGAUGGACUCACAGAUUCUCUUAGGUUCUUCAUAAAAUAAAUAUAUCCGAGUGAUCACGAGCUAGAUGUAUACCAUGUCUCAAAAUAUUUCAUAGUCUUCCCACAGGAAGCAAAUACAACCUACAUAGGUGAGGUGUUAACAGUCUGUCUCUAUCACCUGUUCGAGUGGUAAAAAUGGUCGCGCUUCUUCGUAUCUCUUACCUCUGUUAAACUAAAAAUGAAAAUAUAUUUCCUCUGUUAAAAACGUAACAGUAUGCAUUGUAUUGCC